This is a messenger RNA of Sebastes umbrosus (honeycomb rockfish), 3714 nucleotides long. It is a transcript of the gene rapgefl1, whose product is annotated as Rap guanine nucleotide exchange factor (GEF)-like 1. Bases 386 to 2353 code for a protein of 655 amino acids. The record is from RefSeq and is a predicted model, not a curated record. Gene Ontology annotation, molecular function: guanyl-nucleotide exchange factor activity. The transcript has 16 exons. Gene Ontology annotation, cellular component: plasma membrane. NCBI's taxonomy places the organism in Eukaryota, Metazoa, Chordata, Actinopteri, Perciformes, Sebastidae. Gene Ontology annotation, biological process: Ras protein signal transduction; positive regulation of GTPase activity.
GCAGCUCGGUGCAGCGGAGAGGAGGAGAACCGGGAGGAGAGGAGCAGCUGUUUGUGGGUUAAACCUCGGUUAGACCCGCUGUAGAGGACCAGAGGACCAUCUAGAGGACUAGAGGACCAGAGGACCAACUAGAGGACUAGAGGACCAGAGGACCAACUAGAGGACUAGAGGACCAGAUAGAGGACUAGAGGACUAGAGGACUAGAAGACUAGAGGACUCUCCUCUCCUCUGAUGGUUGGACCGGCUGGUGGUUGUUCCAGAGCCGUGCAGAGCCUCUGAGGGUCCGUUGCUGCUCUCACCUGUCCAGGUAGACCUGCGGGUCUGAAUGAUGUAGCCCCCCCCCACCCCCCUCCUGCAUCAGAUCCUCUACCCCCCCCCCCCCACCAUGCCGGCCGGCAUGAAGCCGCUGGAGAAGUUCCUGAAGAAGCAGACCACCGCUCUGAGCCGGGCUGGGGGGGGGCCAGGGGCCCGCAGGAGAGCCAGUCUGUCCCGGGUCGUCCCGUUCUUCAGAGAGACCUCACCUGAGAGCGGCCAGACCCGGGAGGUGUUCAGCCCCGACAGCGAGGACCCCCCCUCCUGGCCCUCGGCCACGGGGCCCGGUCUGGUCACGGCGCCCAGCAGCGCCAACGGCUCCGGGUCCGGUUCUGGAGGAGGAGACGUCCGCAGUCCGUCUCUGUCCAGUGACGAGCAGAGCUCUGAGGCCAGCCUCAUCACCGACCCCGGAGGAGGAGGAGGAGGAGGAGGAGGAGGAGGAGGAGGAGGAGGGACGCCUCUUCCUCCCGACACGCCGGACAACCUGACCCUCGCUCUGCUGGACAGCGCGGCGGGAAGACGCUCCGGUCUCUGCACAGAAACGCUGCUGGAUGACUUCAUGCUGACGCAUCCCAUCUUCCUCACGGCCGACAGGUUCCAGCAGGUCCUGCUGCAGCAAUUCAGCCUGACGGAAGAGAAGGAGGGAGAGGGGGGAGGGAGGGAGGCGGAGGGAGUGAUGGAGGGAGCAGAGAGGAAGCAGGCGGUGCUGAACGUGGCCUUUCGAUAUCUGGACACCUACAAAGAGCUGCUGCAGGAGGAGGGAGAACGCAGCAACAGCUUCCCCAAGGAGCUGUACCUGUGUGCGGUUCAGGAGUUGAGUCGGUAUCCUGAGCUGGUGGAGGACGUCCUCAAACUGCAGAGAUGGACUGAGAUCCUACACUGCCCGUCUGAUGAGGAGAAGGAGAGCAGGAAGAAGCAGGUCCGUCCUCUGUUCAGACACUUCAGACGCAUCGACGCCUGUCUGCAGCCCAGAGAGGCCUUCAGGGGCUCUGACGAGAUCUUCUGCCGGGUCUACACUCCGGAUCAUUCCUACGUCACCAUCAGGAGCCGUCUGUCCUGUCGGGUCGGAGAGAUUCUGGCUCUGGUCCGAGAGAAACUCCAGUACAGCGAAGACCAACCGGUUCUGCCUGGAAACCUCAUCCUGGUGGCCGUCACGUCAGCCGGAGAGAAGGCCGUGUUCCGUCCCAGUGAUGAGGCCGUCUUCACCACGCUGGGAGUCAACACUCACCUGUUCACCUGUGAAGCCGCCGAGCUCGACUCACUGCUUCCUCUUCCUGAGGAGAUCCACUGGACGCCUGGCGACAGCAAGCUGCACGACAUGUCAGCAGAGGAGGUAGCCAAUCAGCUGGUGGCGUUCGACUGGGAGCUCUUCAGCUGCGUGCAUGAGGUGGAGUUUGUGUGUUACGUGUUCCACGGAGAGCAGUCCCGCUGGCGCCCGCUGAACCUGGAGCUGGUUCUGCAGCGCUGCAGCGAGGUGCAGCACUGGGUCGCCACGGAGAUCCUGCAGUGCCAGUCUCUGCCCAAGAGGGUCCAGCUGCUCCGCAAGUUCAUCAAGAUCUCAGCGCUCUGUAAGCAGCAGCAGGACCUGCUGUCCUUCCUCGCCGUGGUUCUGGGUUUAGACAACCCGGCUGUCAGCAGACUACGACUCACCUGGGAGGGUCUCCCGGGGAAGUUCAGGAAGCAGUUCCAGCAGUUUGAGAGCGUCGCGGACCCCUCCAGGAACCACAAGUCCUACAGAGACCUGAUCACCAGCCUGAGACCUCCGCUGAUCCCCUUCACUCCUCUGCUGCUCAAAGACUUGACGUUUCUUCAUGAGAGCUGUAAAACGUUUCACGGUGAACUCGUCAACUUUGAGAAGAUGCAUAAAGUGGCUGACAUGGUGAGGAUCAUCAGACGUUACCGGAGCAGCCAGCUAGCCAUGGAUACGGAGACGUCCCCGUCCCACCUGCAGACGAAGGCCUACGUCCGGCAGCUCCAGGUGAUCGACAACCAGAACCUGCUGUUUGACAUGUCCUGCAAACUGGAGCCCAAAGACACAUAGAGGGACGGACAGGAGGGUAAGAAAGACACAGAAGGAGACGGGAAGAGGAGGAGGAGGAAGAGGAGGAGGAAGCUUCAAUAGCAGAAAGGAUAAAGACAAGAUGGAGGACAUUCAGGUAGAAAGACACAGAACUGAAAACGUCCGUCCUCUUCAACAUCUUCAGCUACCUGAAACUGAAAUCUAUUCUUGUCCUCCUUCAUCCACCACGUCUUCUAGUCUGAAUGUCCUCCUCUCCUGCUCCUCCUCCUCCUCCUCUUCUCCUCCUCUCCGUGGACGGACGUUGGUGUUCAGAGACAGAUUGUCUUCAUUCUGUGGCAGCCAUUUUGUACCUGAAACCUGAUGGAAGUCGUCCAGAUGAAACUGAACUGCAACGUCCCGUCACGUCCAAAAUAAAAGACAAACAUCAGACAAGAAGAAGAAGAAGACAUGAUUCGUCGUUGGACAAACCGAGUCCCAACAGCCUCAAUGGGUCUCGUGUCUUCAAAAAGUCUUACCACGUUAACGUCUCUUAGGACAAACCACCACGUUAACGUCUCUUAGGACAAACCACCACGUUAACGUCUCUGAAGACAAACCACCACGUUAACGUCUCUUAGGACAAACCACCACGUUAACGUCUCUGAAGACAAACCACCACAUUAAUGUCUCUGAAGACAAACCACCACGUUAACGUCUCCGAAGACAAACCACCACGUUAACGUCUCUUAGGACAAACCACCACGUUAACGUCUCUGAAGACAAACCACCACGUUAACGUCUCUGAAGACAAACCACCACGUUAACGUCUCUUAGGACAAACCACCACGUUAACGUCUCUGAAGACAAACCACCACGUUAACGUCUCCGAAGACAAACCACCAUAUUAACGUCUCUGAAGACAAACCACCACGUUAACGUCUCCGAAGACAAACCACCACGUUAACGUCUCUUAGGACAAACCACCACGUUAACGUCUCUGAAGACAAACCACCACGUUAACGUCUCUGAAGACAAACCACCACGUUAACGUCUCUGAAGACAAACCACCACGUUAACGUCUCUGAAGACAAACCACCACGUUAACGUCUCUGAGGACAAACCACCACGUUAACGUCUCUGAAGACAAACCACCACGUUAACGUCUCUGAAGACAAACCACCACGUUAACGUCUCUGAAGACAAACCACCACGUUAACGUCUCUGAGGACAAACCACCACGUUAACGUCUCUGAGGACAAACCACCACGUUAACGUCUCUGAAGACAAACCACCACGUUAACGUCUCUGAAGACAAACCACCACGUUAACGUCUCUUAGGACAAACCACCACGUUAACGUCUCUUAGGACAAACCACCACGUUAACGCCUCUGAAGACAAACUA